AUGCCCCCUCGACGAGGUCAGCCAUCACAGUCGCAGUCUCAGCGCCCCCGCGUGUCUGAGAGGCGGCAAGCGACCGAGAGCUCGGGCGAGGAAGACGACGACCGUCAGCAGGCAGCAGCUGGGAACGGUAACUCGGCGGAGCACAAGGCGCUCGGAGCGCAGAUAGUCCGUCUGGCCCUGUUCUCAGAGUACCGCCGCCAGCCGCUGCGUCGCGAGGUGAUCGUCAAGACUGUGAUGCCUAACAACCCGCGCGCAUUCCAGCCUGCGCUACAGGAGGCCCAGGCACUUCUACGCUCCACAUUCGGCAUGGAGCUGUACGAACUGCGUCCAAAGCGCAAGGGCGACGGGGAGGACGAGGCGACACAGGCGCAGACACAAGCGCAGACGCAGACGCAGCGGAGGAAGGGCAAGGGGCGGGCUCGGGAGGGCGAGGGGGAAGAGGACGAGGACGAGGUGGAUGAAGACGGCGCGCAGACACAAGGACAGACUCAGACGCAGUCGAGGAAGCGCACCAACAUGUGGAUCCUGCGGUCGACCCUCGCGCCAGGCCUGCUCGCGGGCAUGUCGAACCCCGAGCCUCUGCCGCUGCCCGAUGAGGUGGAUGAGCAGCAGACGGCCGAGCUACAGGAGGACUCUGGUGCGCUGCUCCGGUGGGAUAAGGGCGACGGCACGGGCGUGGGGCAUGUCGGCCUUCUCGGCGUGCGGACGGUCAUUCUCGCGCUCAUCCUGGUGCGGAACCGCAAGAUUGAAGACAACGAACUGCACGCGUACCUCCGCCGCCUGAAUCUCACGCGCGACACUGUGCUGCCCUACCACUCGGAAGACAGCAAGGAGCCGCCGCUCACGCUGGACAAGUACCUCGAGCUGCUGACCAAGCUCAACUACCUCGAGAAGGUGGGUUUGCAGAUGUUCAACCGCACCCGCUCACACACGCAGGUCGUCACGCGGAGCACAGCGGGCCCAGCUGAACCCUCGAAGAUCGAGUGGCGCUGGGGCAGCCGCGAGGCCGAGUUCUCUGAGAAGGCCGCGGCCGAGUUCAUCGUGGGCAUCGUGUUCGAGGGCGAAGAGAGCGACAGCGAAGACGAGGCGCCAGUGCGCGGCCGCCGCGCUGCAGCUGACGACGAGCCGAGGUUGACGAGGGAGCAGAAGCGCGCGAGGUUGCUGAAGAAUGUGGAGAAGGCGGCGGGUGAGCCGUUGGCAGGCUGGGGUCGCUAG
Molecule: messenger RNA, 1215 nt
Organism: Vanrija pseudolonga
Lineage: Eukaryota; Fungi; Basidiomycota; Tremellomycetes; Trichosporonales; Trichosporonaceae
Exons: 5
Coding region: 1-1215 (404 amino acids)
Biological process (GO): DNA repair
Cellular component (GO): nucleus
Source: RefSeq, a predicted model, not a curated record